AUGACUAGCAUGUUCUUGGUGAGGGUCAAGAACUUUCGCCCUCUUGUGGACGGAACCUCCCGGCUCGCUCAAAUUGGAAGGGAAUCCGACAUUAUAUUCACACCAUUGUCGCUCAUGUUAACAACCUCCGGGCCUUCCCCUCGCUUCAUUGCAAUGCUGCAAAUAUUCCACCAGUGCUUCACCGUCUACUCCGUCAAUAUCGAUCACCGUUCCAGGAUUUCCCUCGAAUCAUUACACGAUGCUUUGUUGGAUUGCGGAUCUUCUUCUUCAAUGACCAUUCAUCUUCUUGAAAACACAAACCUAAUGGUCCUUAGAUUUGAAACUCCAAAUCAUGAGCCACAACUCCGUCAUGAUGUUGUAUUGUUACCACCUCAAGAACAGUCUAUAGAAGAAAUUGAAUAUUCAAAAUCUUUAGCACUUGAUUCGCGAGAUUUACGACAAGUUAUAAAAGAACUACCGCUCUUCAGCGGUGAUUCAGUUUGUGUUACGGUAACGAGUUCACGAGUGAGGUUCUCUAUUGCAUCAAGAGAGUUAAUUUUUAAGAAAGAGAAAGGACGAUGUGAAAUUCUGGGUCAUGAUGGAGAUGCUGUGACUGAAUUUCGAAUCGUUCUGUAUCCUAUGCUGUUUUUCCUUAAUUUGACGUAUGAUGUACAGACAGUUCUUGGAUUAGGUCUUCUGAGGAACUCCAUAUCCUCACUUCUCACCCUUUCUAACUCCGCUGAAUUCAAAUGCUCUCCGCAAUCCAUGUCCCUCACUGUUUCCUACACUCACAAAUUCUAUAAUUUCAUAUCAGUCCUCCGAAUUUUCGACCGCUUCUUCACCAUUUUCUCCUUCGGUCCCAAUACCGAUAUCGAUGCCGAUUACGCUUUCGAGAUUCAGCUUUCCGAUUUCUUUCGCCACAUCCCCGACGAAGAUUCUCACUUGGUCGUUCUUAUUCCCAAAUCCUGCACAUCCCUCAACGUCCUCUCCGCAACGAGGUAUGGAAACUUCCGAUCCUUGGCUUCGUUGGUAGCAACGCCUUCCGAAAAUGAGGAAGUCGGCCAAUUUGACCUCAAAUUGUUCGUGGCAAUUGAGGCAGAAAAGUUUAGAAAGAUCGUUACAACACUAGCUGAAGACGGCGAUCCACUUUUAGGGACGGCAUCGACAUCGAGUGUUCGAUUUUGUGCAAGAAGAAGAAGAACGGGGAAGAGUAGUGAGUUAGUUGUAAGUGCAAAGAGAAGAGAGUGCUUGGCGGGAGGGUUCAAUGAUAGAGUUGAUGAAAUAAGGUUUUCAUUUACACCAACUCCGAAGGAAUUUUUCGUGGGAGCAUCGGAAUCAGCCAAGUUUGUUUGGUUCUUUGGAUCCACAGAUUGGCCAACCACAGUGAUUUGCUUUACCACACAAUGGACCAAUCUUCUGGCUUGUUAUCCUAUAUCUGCUUCUAGUUUUCUCUUGCAUUCUUUUGCUCUCAAGAAAAUUUCAUGA
Molecule: messenger RNA, 1464 nt
Organism: Cucurbita pepo subsp. pepo (vegetable marrow)
Lineage: Eukaryota; Viridiplantae; Streptophyta; Magnoliopsida; Cucurbitales; Cucurbitaceae
Source: RefSeq, a predicted model, not a curated record